UUGGUGGCCGCCGCGGCUCACACGCUCCUUCCUCGCCCCGUACUCAGCCUCCUUUUGCGCAAGAGCCGCAUCCACCGGAGCUCGAAGGAAGGGGCGGCUGAGAGACGGCUCCCUGCCGGGCGCAGGUCCGAUCGAAUCGCCGAGCGUCCCGGCUCGUUCCCGCCCGCGGGGUGCACUGAAUGAUCGGUUCCUCCUCGUCCUGGUGGUUUCACGUCUGAAACAUGGCUACAGAUUGGCUGGGCAGCAUCGUGUCCAUCAACUGUGGCAACAGCUUGGGCGUCUAUCAGGGCAGAGUGUCGGCGGUGGACCAGGUCAGCCAGACCAUCUCUCUCACGCGGCCGUUCCACAAUGGCGUGAAGUGUCUCGUGCCAGAAGUCACCUUCAGGGCAGGUGAUAUUACGGAAUUAAAAAUUCUGGAGAUUCCAGGUCCCGGAGACAGCCAACAUUUUGGAGACCUUCAUCAGACAGAAUUAGGCCCCUCUGGCAUUGGGUACCAAGUAGGUGUCAAUCAGAAUGGCAUGGGCAAGUUGGUCAAGAAGCCGGCCUCUUCCAGCAGUGCCCCCCAGAACAUCCCCAGGAGGACGGACGUGAAGAGCCAGGAGGCUGCUGUCUCUCCCCAGCAGCAGUGCUCAAAGAGCUAUGUAGACAGGCACAUGGAGGCGUUGGGUCAGUCCAAGAGUUUCCGCCGUCGGCACAACUCCUGGUCGUCCAGUAGCAGGCACCCGAACCAGGCGACGCCGAAGAAGAGCGGCUUAAAGAACGGCCAGAUGAAGAACAAAGACGACGAGUGCUUCGGGGACGACAUCGAGGAGAUCCCUGACACGGACUUCGACUUCGAGGGGAACCUGGCCCUCUUCGACAAGGCGGCGGUGUUCGAGGAGAUCGACACCUACGAGAGGAGAAGCGGCAACCGCUCCCGGGGCGUCCCCAGUGAGAGGCCGGCCCGCUACCGGCACGACGAGAACAUCUUGGAAUCGGAGCCCAUCGUGUACCGGCGCAUCACCGUGCCCCACGGCGUGAGCAAGGAGUUCUGCACCGACUCUGGCCUGGUGGUCCCCAGCGUCUCCUAUGAGCUGCAUAAAAAGCUGCUGUCGGUGGCCGAGAAACACGGGCUGACCCUGGAGCGGAGACUGGAGAUGACAGGCGUGUGCGCCAGCCAGAUGGCACUGACCCUCCUUGGAGGGCCCAACAGACUGAAUCCCAAAAAUGUGCACCAGAGGCCUACAGUGGCCCUGCUGUGCGGGCCCCAUGUGAAGGGGGCGCAGGGCAUCAGCUGUGGGCGGCACCUGGCCAACCACGACGUCCAGGUCAUUCUCUUCCUGCCCAACUUUGUGAAGAUGCUCGAGUCCAUCACCAAUGAGCUGUCUCUCUUCAGCAAGACCCAAGGCCAGCAAGUGUCUAGCCUCAAAGAUCUGCCCACCAGCCCUGUCGACCUGGUCAUCAACUGCCUGGACUGCCCCGAGAACGCCUUCCUGCGGGAUCAACCCUGGUACAAGGCGGCCGUGGCCUGGGCCAACCAGAACCGGGCACCGGUGCUCAGCAUAGACCCUCCCGUGCCCGAGGCUGAGCAGGGCAUCGAUGCCAAGUGGUCGCUGGCGCUGGGGCUGGCGCUACCGCUUUUUUUGGCGCACGGGCUGCCGCUACCGCUGGGGGAGCGCGCGGGCCGCGUGUACCUGUGUGACAUCGGCGUACCCCAGCAGGUCUUCCAGGAGGUGGGCAUCAGCUACCACUCGCCCUUCGGCUGUAAGUUUGUCAUCCCGUUGCACUCCGCCUAGGGCCCUGGAGGCCGGCCCGGGGCCCUGCUGCUCCCCACUCAGCCUGCUGGGGACGCCUUAAGGACAUGACGCUGUGGACCUUGGUAGUUUUCUCCUUCAGGUUUGUUUCCUGCGAGAACAGAACGUGCUUAAGCCGAGCUGUCCCUGCCCAUGGCCGGGGAAGGCUCCCACUGGGCGCGGGGCUGCGGGCCUUGUUUACAGUCGGACUGUCAGGUUUACAGCCGCGGAGUGUGGGUGUGGGGUCCUGCGCGGCCUGUGCCUGCAGCCUGUGUGUGGCUUCAUGUCUCCCUACUCCCCGGGCCUGGCCUGUCGCAUGGCAGCUAUGAGAGGGCUGACAGGCAGGCUGUCCCUGGCACCCCACAGGCCCAUUUGGGGCUUUCGACCCUCUCCUGAGUAGAUCCAGGUUUUGUGCUGGGCUUUUCCUAGUCUCUCCCUCCCCCCCCCCCAUGCCACCUGAGAGGCGGGUCAGGGGUUGAGGGCGGUGUCACCGUACUGUACGGGGAUAAGGGUAACAAGGCACGUCACUGCAGAACAGCUGGGGCCCAGCCACAGGUGCAGCUUCCACAGUAAGUAUC
This is a messenger RNA of Tupaia belangeri chinensis (Chinese tree shrew), 2350 nucleotides long. RefSeq names its product enhancer of mRNA decapping 3 (gene EDC3). Lineage: Eukaryota; Metazoa; Chordata; Mammalia; Scandentia; Tupaiidae. Gene Ontology annotation, biological process: P-body assembly; deadenylation-independent decapping of nuclear-transcribed mRNA. Gene Ontology annotation, cellular component: P-body. Bases 222 to 1775 code for a protein of 517 amino acids. The transcript has 8 exons. The record is from RefSeq and is a predicted model, not a curated record. Gene Ontology annotation, molecular function: mRNA binding.